This is a messenger RNA of Amoebophrya sp. A120, 1177 nucleotides long. Lineage: Eukaryota; Dinophyceae; Syndiniales; Amoebophryaceae. The record is from the annotation of a GenBank genome assembly.
AUGUGUCUGCAAAGCAAGGUUGUCGAGAUCAUCGAUCUUGAGGCGCACUCCCGAGGCGUUCCCAUGCAGAAGUGUCCCUAUGGGACUAUUGCCGUGCCAGCGCAUGUGGUGCAGUUUUCGAUGGCCGAUGAAAGCCCGGAACGCAAAGACGGCGUGGAAAUGUUGGCAACGCAGGCACAAAAGCUCGCCCGGAUGUUGACACCGGAGCAGGAAUAUGGGCGCGACGUCGCGACCAUCGUGUUUUUCUCGGCGCUUCUCCUCGUCUGGCUAGUGGUCUGCGGAGUUGCCAUGGCGAUGGAGUUGGUGUUGUGGAAUUUUCAGCUGCAGGCGGGUGAUGACGACCUCAUGACCUGGUACGAAGAUGCCGCUGGCGACACCCUGUCCCGUUGCGACUCGAAUGUCAGUGCUCUCGAUUGCUGGUACACCGACGAGCUGGAGUCAACGGCGAGUGACGUCUCGGGAAGCACGACUACCACGACGUGGACGCACGUCAGCCACGGGCGAUGGCUCAAGCAGUAAAAGGAAGACCUCCAAGAACAUACUCACAGCUAAAAAAGUGAUGUUUCUCUCAUGAUUUUCUCUAAACAUCUUCACAGCACUCACCACGACACUUUCUCUCCACAUUACAGUUUCGCACUGCAAAUAUCUGUUCGCAAAGUACAACACGUUUAUUCAUAUCAGAUACCCAACCCUUCUAGUAGCCUCAUGAAAGACAGAUGCGCCCUUUUCAAAUUUUGUUUUAUACGCAAACAAGAACUACGCGAAAGCGUUUGCCUACCAUCAUUUUCUCGUAGAGACCCAGAAUAAAUAUUCACCAGAUUACUUCUCCAGUGGAGCCAGUCCUGAUGCAUGUGUACAUAAGAGGCUCGGAAAGCAUUCUACGCCUAACAAGGAUGUUGAUUCUAAACCGAAAACUUGCAAACACAAAAAAAAUACUAAAUCAAACUCCCCGGCGUUGCGUCUGUCUGCUCCUAUAUAGGCUUAGCCUAGUCAUCGAGGGCAAGCCGGAUUUUUUUUUGUCUCGUCGGAACUGGUUGCUUUUGUUGAGUCUACAAGCGUCCCAAAGUGGUCAGAAACAAUUCGUCCUUACACACAAACUUGCUGAAAUAAUGAUCAUGAUAACAAUUAUUUUCGUCCGUGCGAGUCCGUCGUGCUCCCCUUCGUUCGUACCAGUGCG